Molecule: messenger RNA, 2763 nt
Organism: Dacryopinax primogenitus
Lineage: Eukaryota; Fungi; Basidiomycota; Dacrymycetes; Dacrymycetales; Dacrymycetaceae
Exons: 5
Coding region: 31-2613 (860 amino acids)
Biological process (GO): proteolysis
Molecular function (GO): metalloexopeptidase activity
Source: RefSeq, a predicted model, not a curated record
AAGUAGCCCUGGUGUCUGCUCUGUAUCACCAUGCCACUCGCUCCUUACUUUCGCUUUUACACCGGCCCAGUCACUUUCCUUGUCUGCAUCUCCUAUUUGAUCAUCUUCACAACAACCGUCACAAUACAUGAGUAUGGUUGGGCUGCCCCUGAGAAGGGAAGUGGAGAACGCAUGGGACUGGACUUGGAGGGCGCGAUGAGUGACUUGCGCGUGAUUGCACAAUAUCCUCACCCUCAUAACUCUGCACAGAACGACAUCGUUCAUGAUUACAUUCUGUCGCGUACCCGUUCUAUAGCGGCAGGGAAGGCAUUUGUUGACGUUGACGACGAUACUGUCAGCAACGUCACAUUCGUCGUAGACGAAACGCAAAAUGGGAAUGUCGUCUAUUUUGAGGGGAACAACGUGCUGGUCAAGGUUGAGGGGGAGAGGUCCGAUCUCCCAGCGGUCUUAUUGAGUGCUCAUUUUGAUAGUGUACCAACCGCACCUGGCGCAACCGACGAUGGUAUGGGUAUAACCUCUCUCCUCGCACUGCUCAGCCAUUAUGCUGAGCAUCGUCCGUCUCGCACUCUGGUCUUCAACUUCAACAAUGGCGAAGAAUACGGAUUGUAUGGUGCCAAGGCCUUUCUCCCUCAUCCAUGGGCAUCCCUUCCCCAGACAUUCAUAAAUCUCGAAGGUACCGGUCAAGGCGGCCGCCCUGUGCUCUUCCGGACGAGUUCACCACAUGUCACUUCCGCUUACCAUCGCGUGCCCCACCCGCACGGAAAUUCCGUAAGCGCCGACGCGUUCAAGAGGGGGGUGAUCAGGAGCAGAACGGAUUAUACUGUGUACGAGACGAUGGGUUGGGAGGGACUUGAUGUCGCCUUCUACAAGGGAAGGAGCUGGUAUCAUACGAUGGGGGACAACGUGCCGGCACUGGGCGGGGUGAAAUCGCAGUGGGCUAUGCUGGAGACCGCAUACUAUGCAACAGAGGGACUGAUGGCUGACGAAGAAUCAAACCAUGGAGGCGAUACAGUGUUCUUUGACGUUCUCGGCUCGGCUCUUGCGGUCUUCACCCGUCGGACAGUUUACAUCAUCAAUAUUUUCCUCCUCAUAUUUGGGCCUAUGGUUGUGGGCGGACUGCUCUGGUGGAAUCAUGGCAGGCGAAGGACUGCCUUCCCGUUCCCUCUUCAUGGCUGGGUACGAUUCCCGGUUGCGUUUGUUGUCACCUGUGGAGGGACAAUCGGGCUUGCGUUGGUCAUUAAUCGAGUGAACCCAUACAUUGUCCAUUCAUCGUCAUAUGUCGUCCUCUUGUCGCUCCUGUGCACCUCCUUUGUCUUGCUCGCAGUCACAUUGCGCCUGUUCGCCAGCAUCCGACCAGUGCAUCAGCAAAAAGUAAUUGUCCUCAUUGAGUUGUAUGUCUUUUGGUGGUUCCUCCUGGCUGUCGCCACCGGCCUCGAAGGUCCACCGCAGUUUUUGGUCGCGCCUUACUUCGUGACGCUCUUUUAUUCGGGCACCUUAUUCGGGCUAUUGCUGGGGUUAGCAGAGGACACCGUGUUGGAAUGGAGGGGAGACAAAGAGAAGGAACGAAUUGUUCGGGUCCCAGGGCAAUUCGAAGGCGAUCCAGAAGUUGAGGUCUCCGGUAACGACCUUCAUGACGAUGCCUUGCCCGAUGAACCGACUGAGCGGACACCUCUUGUGACUCGCACGCAACCCGAGCCUGUAAAUCCCUUGCAGGAAGGCGAGCGACAGAUUUCCGGUCUCUGGAUGUUCCAAUUCUGGCUUGCGGUUGUCUUCCCAGCAAUAUGGGCUUCACAGACCGUACUGCUUGUGAUGACUUCUAUGGGUCAGACGUUGGUCGAUGGAAACCCGUCCAUCCCCGCCUAUCUCAGCAUCGCCCUCCUUGGCAUCCUCAUCAUUCUUCCGCUUGCACCUUUCGUUCAUCCGAUCCACCUCAAUGUCACCUGGGCAUUGUUGCUUGUCUUGGUUGGAAGUACGAUCUGGUGUUUAUUUGCCGCCCCGUUCACACCCACCUACCCGUUUAAGGUCUUUUACCAGCAGGAAAUCACACUCGACGUUAUCCCAAUUAAGGACCAGGUUAUGCUUGGUGGCCUCGCUUCGAUAGCGCCAGCAACUGUGAAAGAGUGGAAGCCUGAGGGCGAGGUGACGUGCGAGCAAGAUAUGGAGGUCAAGUUCCGUCCAAACUUGAGAGCAUGCACAUGGGAAGGGCACGACGGUGCCAAAGGCAUGGGGGUGGAGUAUAGCAUCACCCGCACGGGUCCCGUCAGUGCCAGGGUGGCCAUCACUGGCUCGAACAGUCGUGUAUGCGGCGUACUCUUCAACAGCCCUGUACGGUCUGUCGUCAUUGCCAGUGCAGCGCCCGCAACUUCGCCGUUGGAUUCUGUGAACCAAAUCCUCCUGCACUCGCGCACCUGGGACAGGACGUUCGAGAUCGACUUCGAAUUUGAGCAAGACUUGGAAGGAGGCAGUGUAUGGUGCGAGUACGCGGAUCCGAGGCCAGGGCAGAUACCGGAUUUCGACGAAGUGCUGCAGAGCAUUCCAGUCUGGGCAACUGUAACAAAGGGGUACAGUGCGCUGGUAGUCGCGAAGAAGAGCUGGGCACUCCCUGGGUUAUAGGAUGUGGUUCAGGAGGACAUAAGGAAGGAUCUUUAGGAUGGCCGGCAUAUGUUUUGGAGUCUUCAGAUUAGUUCUGGUCAAUUUUGGUGGAAUUGACAACUAUGCAUGUUCCCAUAUCGCAUUUUUUGACCUUAUCGUUCCGCUGCAUUU